This is a messenger RNA of Lactuca saligna, 786 nucleotides long. Lineage: Eukaryota; Viridiplantae; Streptophyta; Magnoliopsida; Asterales; Asteraceae. The record is from the annotation of a GenBank genome assembly.
AUGGAUCAACUCACUUCUCACAUUGAAGUGCUUAAAGAAAACGAUGAAGAGAAGACAAAGCAGAUUAAGGAUCUACAGACGAAUCUUGGUUCUGUGACAGCUAUAUACUUCAUUUUAAAGAACGUUCUGUAUGAUGCAUUUGGAGAUAAAGUCAAAGCCCUAUUUCAGCAACCACGCGGAAUCGAGGAUCCUCCCACGGCCCCCACACAGUCUGCCUCUGACGACCUUCCAGUUGAUCCACCUGUUCCUAGAACAACUACAGUUGUCAAUAGAUUUGAAAAUGAACCAGAAGGCAGCAGAGCCCGAAUCACAAUCAAACAGGGAAAUAGGACUGUAACGGCUAACAAAAACGAAGGGUUACUCAUUAUGAAAAAUUCAAAUGAAAAUCGCAGAGCCAAAGACCCUGUGCUAAUAGUGACUGAUCUCAAAAAAAGAAAAUUUGGUGAUGAGUUCGGAGAUAGAUCGGGAAUUCGAAUGUGGGCCUUUGAUCCCGAGACAAAUAUGUGGGUUGUGAAAAGGAACUCAGGAAAUUAUGAGUAUUACAAGAGCACCCAUGAUUUUAACUCAUGGACCAAAGUGGAUCUUGUUGAACUAUCGAGAGCCCCAUUCCAUAAUCCCUCCGAAGAUCCCAGUGCUACAAAAUUCAAAAGAUUUCUUGAUAGACAGGUCAAGGAAAACUUUCCAAAAAUGAAGACUGCAAGAGCUUUGUACCGAAAAGACAAAGAAAUUCUUGAUCUUGAAUCAAGUGAGCCUAUGCAGAUUAUCCUUUGGCCUGUGACUAAAUAG